CGGCUGUUGGGUGGGCGGAGCUGCGGCGGCGGCGUAGGGUUGGCAGGCAUGUUGGCGCUCUAAUCGCCGCAGCUGGUCGGCGUGAGGGGUUCCAGGGCUCUGGGCAGGGAAGAUGGCGUCUCGGGCAGGCCCGCGAGCGGCCGGCACCGACGGCAGCGACUUUCAGCACCGGGAGCGCGUCGCCACGCACUACCAGAUGAGCCUCCAGGCAGGAACUAUACCUCAUUCACGUCUGUUUCCCAGUGUCCAGUAUAGUUGCCUGACGUAGAGUUGGUGGUCAGAAAAUUUUGAAUGAAAGGUACUUCUCCCUCUGCUCUGCCCCACAGUGUGACCCUCAAGUAUGAACUCAAGAAGCUGAUCUACGUGCAUCUGGUCAUAUGGCUGCUGCUGGUUGCCAAGAUGAGCGUGGGGCACCUGAGGCUCUUGUCGCACGAUCAGGUGGCCAUGCCCUAUCAGUGGGAGUACCCCUAUUUGCUGAGCAUUGUGCCCUCCCUCUUGGGCCUCCUCUCCUUCCCCCGCAACAACAUUAGCUACCUGGUGCUCUCCAUGAUCAGCAUGGGGCUCUUUUCCAUCGCUCCCCUCAUAUAUGGCAGCAUGGAGAUGUUCCCUGCUGCACAGCAGCUCUACCGCCAUGGCAAGGCCUACCGCUUCCUCUUUGGUUUCUCUGCCGUCUCCGUCAUGUAUCUGGUGUUGGUGCUGGUGGUCCAAGUGCAUGCCUGGCAGUUAUACUACAGCAAGAAGCUCCUAGACUCUUGGUUCACCAGCACACAGGAGAAGAAGCGUAAAUGAAGCCUGCUUGAUGAACUACUGUGUGAGGUGAAGCCUGGGCCUCCCAUCCAGUGGAGUGAGAGGGUAGAGGAGCUGUUCUAAAACCUCCUUCGGUGAUUUUGGCAGCUGCGAUGUUGGCAACUAGUGCAAACUAGGCCCAAGUUCUGCAAAGCCCCUUCUGUUGCAAUCAGCUGGUAGCAAAACUAUGUUUAAUUUACUCCUGGUUGGUGGAACUGGGUGAUCAGCAGCUGUGAAACUAAUUUCAGCUGGUUGAAGUUGAGAUCCUUCUGAGUUUUUCAUCCUUGCCUCUUGGUCAUUGUCUCCGCUUCCAUCCAUCACCCCUUAGCCACCGAGACUGAAGGAGAUAGGGAAUAAAUCACAUUCUACUUCAAUCUAUUGAGUCAUGGGGCAGGAAACAUUUGAGAGGCUGCUCCCCUUGCAGGCUGUGGUCUCUGCUGUGAAGCGUUUUAAUUAAAAAACCUCAAUAAAGUUACAACUGCCUUGUC
Balaenoptera musculus (blue whale) is the source of this 1274-nucleotide messenger RNA. RefSeq names its product jagunal homolog 1 (gene JAGN1). NCBI's taxonomy places the organism in Eukaryota, Metazoa, Chordata, Mammalia, Artiodactyla, Balaenopteridae. Gene Ontology annotation, cellular component: endoplasmic reticulum membrane. The record is from RefSeq and is a predicted model, not a curated record. The coding region runs from base 292 to 789 and encodes 165 amino acids. Gene Ontology annotation, biological process: granulocyte colony-stimulating factor signaling pathway; endoplasmic reticulum organization; vesicle-mediated transport. The transcript is spliced from 2 exons.